Rotaria sp. Silwood2 is the source of this 477-nucleotide messenger RNA. NCBI's taxonomy places the organism in Eukaryota, Metazoa, Rotifera, Eurotatoria, Philodinida, Philodinidae. The record is from the annotation of a GenBank genome assembly.
AUGCCGUUACACAAUCAAUAUACAAAUGCAGAGCUGCCAUAUCUUUCAUUAAAAACUCAUUGUGGUUUAACUGUGAAGGACAUUUUGCAACUUGUUGGUUCAUCAAUACUUCCACUGAUGUUAGGAAUCUUUACGGUAAUAAUCACUUUACAUCAACAAACGAUUACUACUCAACAACGUCUUGAAGAUCGAAAAUUAGCUAAAGAACAGCGAGAACAAGACUUGAAUAUAUCACGUGAGCAACGUUUGCAAGAUUUAAACAUGCUUGCCAUUCAGCGAGAACACGAUUUAAAUAUUUCACGUGAACAACGUCAACUGGACAAAGACAUUGCCGAAGCAAAACGCAUUCAAGAUGAUUUAAUAGCUGAAAAACAACGAAAUAUGUCAGAACAACAACGAGCUCAUGAACUUAACAUUGCUCAAGAACAAUUGCGUGACUCUGUACUUGUCACUUAUAUGAAUGAUAUUGGUUUACUA